AUGUCCCAGCAGGAAAAAACAACUGAAUCAUCACUGAGGGUUGCUUGGAUUUUAGGAAGACACAAAAAACCAUUUUCAGAUGCAGAGAUUGUUAAAGAAUGUAUGGUUGAAGUUGUAGAGGCCAUGUUUGAAGGUAAACAGAAAGAAGAAUUUCAAGGAAAAAUCAAACAAAUUCCCUUGUCUGAUUCCACGGCAGCACGCCGAACUGAAAUAUUUUCAGAAGAUCUGCUCUCCCAGCUUGAGGUGAAAAUGAAAAAGGCAGAUUGCAUUUCAUUAGCUGUGGAUGAAUCAUGUGAUGCAACUGAUAAUGCCCAGCUCAUGGUAUUUGCUAGAUUUUAUGACGACACACAAAAAGAUUUUUGUGAAGAUCUACUUGGCAUGACUGCCCUCCAUGCUCAUAGAAGAGGUGAAGAUCUUUAUGGAGCAAUUACAGAAAUGCUGAAGAAAAGGGACAUUAACUUGAAUUCAGUUAUUUCAGUUGUAACGGAUGGAGCUCCUGCUAUGGUAGGAAAAGAGAAAGGGUUGGUGCCACGCUUGAAAGUGCUCAAUCCUAGUUUGAUUUCUUACCAUUGUAUAAUACACCAGUCUAUCUUGUGUGCUAACCUUGGAGAAAAAUAUGCAAAUGUUAUGAAGCUGAUAAAUUUUCUCCGGGCCUCUUCAGCACUUCAACAUCGUCUGCUGAAAGAAUUUUUAACUGAAGUCAAUGCUGCCUUCAGUGACCUACUUGUCCACAACAAUGUAAGGUGGCUUAAUAUUACAAGUCAUUUAAAUGUUUUAAAUAUAAAACUACAAGGCAAAAAUCUAACUAUUUUUGACCUUGUGGAAGCAGUGAGGGCUUUUCAGAAGAAAUUAGAGGUUUUUCAAAGUGAUCUAAAAGAGAACUUGCUUCAUUUUCCAAAGCUUGAUGAAUAUAGCCAACAAGAAAAUACCAAAGAAAGUGUAUUCUCCAACCAUGGGGACUUCAUGCAAGGCCUAAUUGACAAUUUUAAAAGUCGCUUCCAAGACUUCACAAUUGGCCAAGAAGUUUUGCUAUGUAUUAAAAAUCCAUAUCUGGUAAAAAACAUUGGGCGUUUUGCUACUGAGGCCCAUCAUGCUUUUACCUGGGCAAAUUCUGCUACCCUACAGAUGGAGCUAAUUGAUCUGCAAGAAGAUGCUGUUUUAAAAGUUCAGUUGAAUGAUUGUGACCCCGUUUUCUUCUGGACAAAACUGGUUAUUCCAGCUAAAUAUCCACUUAUCCAAAAAAUAGCAAUCCAUGUCCUUACUAUGUUUGGUUCUACAUACACUUGUGAAUCUGCAUUCUCCACUAUGAAUCUGGUGAAGAACAGAUACCGCACUCAGAUCACAGAUGAGCAUUUGCACCAGUGUGUUCGAAUGGCAGUCACCCCCUUUGUACCGAAUUUCAAAGGGCUGGUGAAAGAGAAAAAAUGCCAAUUUUCACACUAA
Molecule: messenger RNA, 1443 nt
Organism: Bufo gargarizans (Asiatic toad)
Lineage: Eukaryota; Metazoa; Chordata; Amphibia; Anura; Bufonidae
Product: zinc finger BED domain-containing protein 5-like
Exons: 2
Coding region: 1-1443 (480 amino acids)
Molecular function (GO): protein dimerization activity
Source: RefSeq, a predicted model, not a curated record